AUGAUUCACAGUCGCAAAGCCAAGGGCAACAGGCGUCCCGUCCUGCCGAAACUCCCCUUACUCCCUGGCAGACUAAGACUGUCGGACUCGGACGAUGGGCAUGAAGAAGACCAUGGAGAAGACGCCGAGGAUGAGGAGGUGGAGGAGGACGAGGACGAGGAAGCCCAGACCCAAGAACAGGAAUUGUCUGACGUUGAACUCCAUGACCCUGCUGCGCAAGCCUAUGCCAGGCGCCCACCACGCCGAAGAGCGCGACGCCACGAUCCCUAUGACCAUCACACGUCUCACAUUGCAACGGCGGGCCAUGCUCACGCCGCCGCGAUGGCCGCCGCCGCCGCCAGCGCUGAGGCCGAGGCCGAGGCCGAAGCAGACGAAGAACGACGAGACCGCCAACGCAUCGAGCGACUGCUACGGGAAAUGAUGGCGAGACAACGCGCGCGAGCCAAAGGGAAAAUAGCCAAGGUAUCGAAGGUGUCGCCCUCGCUCUCGCCUGAGGAGGACGAAGAAGCCGAGCAAGAUGAACUGAUGGGAUUGAUCAUGGGCAGUCUGCGGAGGGAGGUGGCCAGGGCGGACGAGGAAGCUUGGAUGUUUGGCGAGCCCUUGGGAGUGGGAGGGAUUGCGGGGAGAGACGAGAUUGGUGUGUACGACUAA
This is a messenger RNA of Cladophialophora psammophila CBS 110553, 651 nucleotides long. RefSeq lists its product as uncharacterized. The coding region runs from base 1 to 651 and encodes 216 amino acids. The transcript is spliced from 2 exons. Lineage: Eukaryota; Fungi; Ascomycota; Eurotiomycetes; Chaetothyriales; Herpotrichiellaceae. The record is from RefSeq and is a predicted model, not a curated record.